Messenger RNA from Coprinopsis cinerea okayama7#130, 1752 nucleotides. Its product is annotated as hydroxyproline-rich glycoprotein VSP-3. The coding region runs from base 1 to 1752 and encodes 583 amino acids. The record is from RefSeq and is a predicted model, not a curated record. Lineage: Eukaryota; Fungi; Basidiomycota; Agaricomycetes; Agaricales; Psathyrellaceae. The transcript has 5 exons.
AUGGAGGACUUGAUAUACAAGUUUAAAGACCAGCUUGACUACUACAAAAGAGCGGCAGAAGAGGAGAAAAGGAGGGCGGACGACGCAGUGAGGAAGGCGCAGGAAAUCGCGGAGCACUUGAAAAAGGUGAACGAGGCAAGGCUUGUUGCUCAGCAAGAGGCCAGCCGAGCCAACGAAGAGCUCAGGCUAUACAAGUUACAACUGGAGUAUGCACAACGAGAGAUUCACCGCGCCCAGGCAGUGUUGGAAGCAGUGGACAAGCAAAGGUUCGCUGCCGAAAAACAAGCAGCUGAUGCGAGAGCGAAGGCACGUCGUUUGAACGAAGAACUACUCGUUGAACAGGCUAGGCGGGAAGGGCGCCGGCAGGAGAGUAGACCGCAGUCGCAAACUGAACCUGAGCCUGUCCAUCAACCUGAGCCACCCCGCCAACCACCGUCGCCAUCACCUCCUCCAGUGGCCAUCCCUGAACCUCGGCCAGCUUCCGAACUCAUGCAAAUGCAUACACCGUCGGUGAUGGGAGGUGCAGAUCUUCCACCCCCACCUACAUUCCAGUCGUCACGUCCGCAUUCGAGAGCAGCAUCCAUGGUACAGUCCGAAAUUAGGCCCCCCAGUUUCCGACAACCUUCUCCAACCCCACGAAUGACCCCAAGUCCGCUUCCCCCUACCCAUAUUCCUCCUGACAAUUUUAUCCCUUUGGUCGGUGAGGACGGUUCGAUUGGAUUGCCGGCACCGCACGAGUUUAACAGAAGAGCACGAACACCUGACAUCGGAGGCUCUCCAAACCCCUACUCUCAGGCAGGUUUGGAUCAUCCCCAAAGACAAUCUUCAAUAGACUCUGCUUCGACUGGGAUGUCUCAACUCGACAUGCUCAAUCCGCCUAUUCAUACGCACCUGACCCCUGCUUUGAGUGUCAUUCAAGAAGUUAACAGCUCUGCAGCAACCCCCAUGUCGAUGGGAUACUCCGGCCAGGGGCUUCAUCACCAGAGAUCCAUGAGCGGGAAUUCAUUCGUCUCAGGCAGAGGUCAAGAGCUCUUUGGUGGAGGCGGAGGCCCGCUGGAAGGUUCAGCGUUGGGUAUCAAUGUUGACGGGACAAGGACGCCUGCAAGUGUCGUUCGUUCGGUGCAUUCAGAAAGGUCCCCUGCACCCAGUGCCGUCCAUUCAGUGCACCCUGAAAUGACUCCUGCACCGAGUGUCGUUCGUUCGGCCCAUCCGGAAUCCCCUGCGAUGAGCGCCGUGCGUUCCGUUCACCCUCAAGCCACGCCUGCUAUGAGUGCCGUCCGCUCCAUCCAUCCACAAGCAACCCCAGCGAUGAGCACCGUGCGUUCCGCUCACCCUCAAGCCACGCCCGCCACGAGUGCCGUCCGCUCCAUCCAUCCACAAGCGACCCCAGCGAUGAGCGCCAUGCAUUCAGUCCACCCACAGGCAACUCCGGCGAUGAGUGCCGCCCUCUCAGUCCAUCCUGAACGAACCCCUGCCCCUAGCGCUACUCGAUCUGUCCACGCAGCAUCACCUGCCCCUAGCGCUACACGUUCCAAUCUACCAGAAAGGACGCCUGCAAGUGCGGUCCGAUCUAUUCACCCGUCGAGACCCCCAUCCGCACUGAGCAGAGUGUCAGCACGACAAGAACGUUCGGAUCAGAAGCCGCCUAGCAUCGAGAUUGAAGUUCAACCUCCAGCACAACACCUCUGCCAUCCGUCCCACUGCCAUCGUACGCCGAGUCGAACGUCGGAAGUGCGAUGCCUGGAGGCAUAG